Trichoderma asperellum CBS 433.97 is the source of this 771-nucleotide messenger RNA. RefSeq lists its product as uncharacterized. The record is from RefSeq and is a predicted model, not a curated record. Lineage: Eukaryota; Fungi; Ascomycota; Sordariomycetes; Hypocreales; Hypocreaceae. Gene Ontology annotation, cellular component: nucleus.
AUGGCGACUGCAGGCACCGGCGACGCACGGCUGCCUUCGUCUCUCGAGGCAGCUAAAAUCACGUCGCUGCCGCCAACGUCCUACUAUGUGCCCAACUUCAUCAGCGAGGAAGAGGAGCGCAUGAUCCUCGAUAAAAUUGCUGCGGCUCCUCGGCCACGAUGGAAGCAGCUCACACAUCGACGCCUACAGACUUGGCCAUCGGAUCUCGUUCAAGACAGGCUGCUGGACGCACCACUGCCUCCCUGGCUCGAAACGCCCGUGGUGUCGCGGCUGUUAUCCCUCCCGCUCUCCGAUGACGACGACGGCAAUGCUGUGAGACACAUAUUCGCCGAUAGCCCCCAUCAGCGCCCGAACCAUGUCCUCAUCAACGAAUAUCCUCCCGGCAUUGGCAUCAUGCCGCAUAAGGAUGGCGCUGCGUAUUGGCCCGUUGUGUGCACCGUCAGCCUGGGCGCCAGCAUCUGUCUGAACCUGUACCGCAGCAAAGAGGACGGCGCCCUUGAUCCCGAACCUGCUUGGCGAAUUAUCCAAGAACCUCGUAGUCUUCUUAUCACUACAGCGACUCUAUAUACAGACUAUCUGCAUGGAAUAUCCGGUAUUAAGGAAGACCUAGACCUAUCCGCCGAUACGAUUGUAAAUUGGCCGUUGCUUCGAGAACCCGAGGCGUUUGCCAGCGGCCAAAGCGUGAGACAAACCCGCACUAGUCUCACAUACCGAGAUGUCCUCAAAGUUUCCAAGGUUGGAAACAGAUUGGGUCUGUUCAACAAGCGAUGA